Molecule: messenger RNA, 1990 nt
Organism: Boleophthalmus pectinirostris (great blue-spotted mudskipper)
Lineage: Eukaryota; Metazoa; Chordata; Actinopteri; Gobiiformes; Gobiidae
Gene: lgals3a
Product: lectin, galactoside binding soluble 3a
Exons: 8
Coding region: 160-1212 (350 amino acids)
Biological process (GO): monocyte chemotaxis; neutrophil chemotaxis; positive regulation of calcium ion import
Cellular component (GO): immunological synapse; nucleus
Molecular function (GO): IgE binding; laminin binding; carbohydrate binding
Source: RefSeq, a predicted model, not a curated record
AGUUGUAGUUUUAUUGAGCUUGUCGCCGCUCGCUCCGGAGCUAGCGUCUGUAGUCCUCUACAUGCUCCUCGGUAGAUGAAAUUAGCGGCGAACAGACUUCCUUUCGGGUAAAUCGGCAGCUGUCGCCACUUCUCUCGGCUCUCGUCCCAAGGCCAGAUCAUGUCGGACUUUUCGCUGGCAGACGCUCUGGGAGACGACGCUCCAAAAGAGGCCAAAAAGAUCGGACACACAAACCCCACAAACCCGUCUGCUCCUCCGCCCGCCAACCCGGGCUGGCCCGGCUCCGCCCCCGGCGCCCCCUCCCAGCCCCCGGGCCCCGGGCAGUACCCGUCCGGUUCUCCUUACUCCGGUCCCGGGGCUCCGUCGGGCCCGUUCCCCGGCGCCCCCUCUGCCCCCGGGGGCUUCCCUCCCCCUGGACCCGGCGCCCCAGGACAGUUCCCCCCCGGAGCUCCAGCUCCCGGUCAGUUCCCCUCCAGUCCCGGAGCUCCAGGGCAGUUUCCUCCACACUACCCGCCCGAGGGGGUCCCAGGACAGCUGCCCGGGGGCCCGGUGCCGUACCCCUCCGGACCCUUCCCCUCUGGACCCGGGGCGCCGGCCGGACCCUACCCCAACGUGCCUUUCCCUGGAGCUCAGCCCGGAGGUCCCGGUGCGUUCCCCCCCGGCCCUGGAGGCUUCCCCCCGUACCCCUCCGGAGGCUUCCCCCCGCUGCCCCCCGGCUCGUGGGGGCCCCCUGCUGGUGGGGGCUUCCCUCCGGCUCCGGGUGCCUUUGGCCCCGGCCCCGGCCCCGUGGGUCCGUACGGAGGUCCUAUGAUGGUGCCGUUCGACCUGCCGCUCCACGCCGGAAUUAUGCCCAGACUUUUAAUCACGAUUGUGGGGGAACCUGUGCCUGGAGGAGAGAGGUUCCAGGUCGACUUCUUGAAGGGCUCGGACGUGGUUUUCCACUUUAAUCCUCGCUUCCCUGAAAACACCAUCGUGAGGAACUCAAACCUGGGCGGGUUCUGGGGCCCCGAGGAGCGAGAGGCGCCUUUUCCCUUCGUGCAGGGCCAGAGGUUUGAGCUGAAGAUCCUGGUGGAGGAGGACAUGUUCAAAGUGGCCGUGGACGGGACUCACCUGCUGGAGUACGAGCACAGAGUGGGCGGCCUGGAGGAGGUGACGCUGCUGAGGAUCAUGGGAGACGUAGUUCUGUACAGCGCCGCCCCGAGCAUGAUCUGAACCACUGUUUCUCUCUCUCUGCUGCUCCGGUUUUUACACUCACUCACGGCGACAAACGGGGCUCCUCAUGCACGAGAACGGACUGAUUUUUGAAAGAAAAUGACACAGAAAAUCAGUUUUUAAAGCCAUUAAUCAAUUAUAGAAUUUACAGAAACGCCCACAUUUAUUUAAAGUUCCUGUAUUAUGCAAAACGAUAUUUUAAAAAAAAGCUGGUGCUCAGAGAAGUGAAGCCGUUUCAAAACUCGGUGGAGCACUUCCUGUAUCACCACUCGAUGACAUCACAAGGUGGAACAGAGCGUUUCCAGUUUGAGUAACGAAACUAAAUGUCCAGGAUUUGUGCGUUUUUAAACUUGUGUGAAUGAAACGAAACACGACUCCGGCGCGUCCGUUUGCGACGAGGAAACGAAAAAUAGUGCAAUACGGCCCUUAAAUAUUCACGUUUAAAAAAAUAAUAAUAAUACAUUUUUGUUCUAAUAAUUUUAAUAGAAGAGAGGAUUUUGUCACAGAAUAAUGCCUCAAAUUCACAAGUUUUUGGUUUUUCUUUUCAUUUAAAUUGUGGAUUUUAUAGUUUUAGUCGACACAUUUUUCUGUUAUAAUUCACGUUAAUACAGAUAUUAUUCUAGAAAACUUGGGAUUUUUAAGUUGAAAUAAGUUAAAUGUUUAUUCACUAACUCCUAUUUUGUUCUUUAAUAAUACAGAAAUAAUAAUAAUUGAGGCUUUGCACCGUCACGUGUCCCCAUGGCAACGGUACCUACGCCGCCAUGACACCGGACACACU